AUGGUCCGCUCAAACAUCAUCGGCCGCCUGCUGGCCGCCUUCUUCCUGGCCUCCGGCGUAGCCGCUCAUGCGGAGGGAUGCAGCUGCCACGAUGACGGUGUUGUGCGCGUCACUUACAUCGUCGUCGAGAUGCCCGAGCAAGAGCCCGAGAACUUCCCGGUGUACUCUACUCUUCCCCCCUCCACCACCCUCCAGACCAUAGCCACACCUGUACCAACUGGAAAGGUGACUGCCCAAGCCGCCCAUGUUAUCGAAGACAUCCCGGCCUACGAGCCCGUCGCCGCGAAGCCCGAGACUCUCCGGCCCGCCGAAAACACCACACACACCUUCGGUCCCACCAUCGCGCCGGGCAUCGACACAAAGGACCCCGUCAACAUCGUCCCGGCCAAAAAUAUCUCGCUCUACUACUCUGCCACCGAGACCGAGGAGCAGGGCUCCAUCAACAUGACCCUCGCCCUCAACAACCCUGCCGUGGUCCUGGAGCAGGUCGACGCCGUAAAGAGCGUCGUCUGCGACGACAACGAGCUCACUAUUUCUUUUUCUGGCUCUGGGGCUUUCGACCAGGCGGUCAAGGACUGGUCCGAGUCUGAAGAGGGUUUCAUUCUCAUCACGAAUCAUAUGGGCAACUGUGACGCCGAGUUUGAACGCGGCUUCUUCAUGGCCACGGGCCUCACGCCGAGCAGGGAUGACCUCUCCAUCACCGUCGCCUCCUCCAAGGAGGAGCUGACUAACAUUGCCGGCCAAUGCGAGAUGUCCUUCUCCUCCCUGCCCGCGACCACAAUCUCCAAACGCCUGACCCUAGAUCCGAGCGUCUCUAUCUCCUUCUCCGAGGGUCUCGCCGAUAACACCGUCCUCUUCAGCGACGGCCAGUACAUCAACGUGACCGCCGACGAGGCAUGGUUCUCCUCCACCAUUACCUUUUCAGGCUACCUCAAGUACAACUUCUGGGGUUUCAAGCUCGAGGCGCUUUACUUCGACCUGGACACCACCUUCGACUCCGCCGUGGGCCUCUCCGUCGAUGUUGCCGCCGCGUACAGCCACCAGCUCAAGUACGCCCCAGACGAGCUCGCCUACUCCCUCGUCUCAGUUCCAGGAGUCGUCCAGCUCGGCCCGGGGGUCGCCUUCGCCGUCGGCCUCGACUUCGAUGUUUCUGCGGCCGUGGGUGUCACUGCCGGGUUGAGCGUCAACCUCCCCGAUGGCAACGUCCACCUCGACCUUCUCGACAGCAGCAAGUCCAGCGCCACGGGCUGGGAGCCCAAGUACAGCAGCUACGCCAACAUCACCGAGGCCGCGGACGUGCGUGUCGAUGCCUCGGCGGACGUGACUGUGGAGCUGGCCAUCAAGCUGCUCGGUGGCCUCGUCGACCUCAGCUCUGGUUUGACUGCUACCCCAGGCUUCGACAACCACUUCAAGCUGCGCGGUGAGCAGAAUCUGGGUGUGGCGGGCAACUUCACCACAGCGCCCGUAGCUAGCGCCGAGGUCCCCUCGGACGGGCUCAUCUGCGCCGAGAAGAAUGGUGUCGAGCUUGCCACCGAUUUCUAUUUCAAUCUCACAGCGUUCGCGACAAAGUUCUGGAGUGCAGAGUUGUACCACACCCGCGUGCCACUUUGGGAUCUCUGCUACAGCUUCUAA
This is a messenger RNA of Colletotrichum chrysophilum, 1632 nucleotides long. RefSeq lists its product as uncharacterized. The record is from RefSeq and is a predicted model, not a curated record. The transcript has a single exon. Lineage: Eukaryota; Fungi; Ascomycota; Sordariomycetes; Glomerellales; Glomerellaceae. The coding region runs from base 1 to 1632 and encodes 543 amino acids.